Messenger RNA from Toxoplasma gondii ME49, 6635 nucleotides. RefSeq lists its product as hypothetical. The record is from RefSeq and is a predicted model, not a curated record. Lineage: Eukaryota; Apicomplexa; Conoidasida; Eucoccidiorida; Sarcocystidae. Bases 1359 to 6260 code for a protein of 1633 amino acids. The transcript has 2 exons.
CUUGUCUCAUCUUCUGCUCAAGAGCCGUUUCACUUUCAUACUUCAUUCACGCAACACCAUUCUGCUUGCGUGUCCUUGAAACGCCGUCUUUCCGUCGAGUUGAUUUUUCAGACAGUCGGCUAUCGGCCUGCUUUUCUGGGUCUUGGGUUGCUCUGUGCAUGCACGCAUACCUGCGGCUGCUGAGAAUUGUGGCAUUUUGGUUCUCGUUCCGUCAGUCUUUUGUGCGUUUUAAAAAGACGUUCGCCGUCUCCUGCCGAAGGCCACAAAAUGCUUGAAAUUCGUGGACACUCGUGGGGCUUUUCGCAGCAAGCUGCUUUCGGUUGACGGCUUUUCUCGCGGUCCCCGAAGCUAACACGGGGACGGCAUGCAGAUUUCGCUCCUGCUUGUGUUUACCACAGCCUUUCUUGCCUUCCGUCUACUUCUUCUGAACAUGGAGCGCCUGCAGUGAACGUGUACCCCUUCUAGCCUCCCCGGUCAAGGCCAGAAGAGGCGCAGGAGGCAAGGGGUCCUGAGUCCCAGCGCUCUGCCCUCGUUCUCCAACACUCCAGGGAAUUCUUGCUGUUUUGCCCUGCGGCCUUUUCCUAAUCUGUACAAGUUGUACACACUUGUGGAUACGUGUCCACAAGAGCGCAGCACCUCUUCGAUCGUGUGCUUUCAGGGCUACUUUCUCCAGACAGCUCUCUAUGGGGCUGCUGCUCCUUUUCUUUCUUGAUUUCUUCGAGUCUUCUGCGUUGCUUGUCUCUUCGGAGACGCUUCGCUGCAUCUCCGUUUCCCGUUCUCGAGUGCAUUUGGUUAAAAACGCGAGUAGUUUCCACCUAUCCAUCUUUUUUCCAGGGACAGAUCGCUGAACCUUCACCGCGUUCUCACAGGCCAGCGUGCGGCGUUGAAGGCGAAGCCCCGGGGAAACAGCCUUCCCGGCGUUGUCACUUCGCCCACAGGAAAGACACUUUCUUCUCAGACACGACUCCCCAUAUCUGAAGUUCACAUUCUCCCCAGUUGAGCGCCACCAGUUUUCCUGUUGUCCAGAGCGCCGAUUUCAAGGCGAGGCGAACUCCUUUCACACAAAGCAGCUGGAACCCGCCAAUCCCCUCCACAUGCAUGCAGCUGCCCCUCUCCGGUGUGCGUCUGUCCACUAUGCGCUGACCAGUCAUCAAGGAGAAAGCAGCUCUUCUGGGAUUUCUCCGUGACGGAGGCGGGCAGUCUGAAUCCCCUCCGUUCUGCCAAAUUGACGCGGCAGACAAAGUGUCCACUCACAUCCUUACACUUGUUUUCGCCCCCCCUGUCCUUUAGUGAAUAAAACCUCUUGUUUCAUUUUUUCUGAAGGAGACUGUAAACCUGCUUUUUUGCAUUCAGCUACGAUGGGGCGGACUCCGGACAGCGAGCCUCUAGCGGACGCUCUCGAAUCGGCCUGUCUGUCCGCCGACCGCCGCAGUGCACCGGACGGUUUCGCUUCUUCAUCCGGGCCUCGUUCUUCCUCGCCUGGAAGGCAAUACUGUGCUCCUCAGUCCUUGUCAUUUGCACCUCGCGUCUCGUCGUCGCAAGCUUCUGCCGUCCCUGCUUUCUGUCCGGUGAACCACAGCUUCCCCCCCUCACUGCUUACCGUGCCAUCGUGGGCGCCGGAGCCCGGCCCCCGUGCCUGCUCGGCCUCGACACCUCGGAUACACUUUCAAGAUAAGGAAAGCGACGUUUCCCGUCCCCGCUUCUUCCUCUCUGCGGUGGCGCAUGCGUCCUCUCCGCAACCGUGUGAAGAAGACGAUGGCGUCCAGUUCUUUCUCGCCUGCGACGACUACUCCGCGCCCUCGCUGCCUCCUCUGCGACAAGGCCCUGCGGCUGCUGCGCCUGAGAGCCGCGCCGCGUGUCUGAGCUCGCAGCCUUCUUUCUCCGUUCCCUUCCAGUCGUCGUCUGCCUCCACAGAGUCUGGACCCUCCGCAGGGCCAGGCCCCACAGGAAAUUCGGCGCAUGCUCCUCCUGCAGUGCUUGGCACCUUUGCGCAUCCGCCCGCUUCUGGGGGAUCUGAUCCCACUCAGGUGUCUGUCCGCUGCACGGGCGGCGGGCCCUCGCGAUUCCCUGCAGGCGGCGAGACUCACCGAAACGACGGCCAGGUCUUUCCUCCAGGACAGUCACAGAGCGAGGCUGGAGCCGUUUCCUCGUUUCCCUUCGAAGCCUCAGGCGCGCACACGGUCUCCGCCGAUCCGCCGGGCUUCGCCUCGCUGCCUAGCCAGCUGCGCCGGCCUCCUCAGACGCAAGGGCCUCCCUUCUCGUCUCCCGGCCCCACCUUCGUCCUCGCCGCCGGCCCAGAGGGAAAACAGUGGAAAGGACUGGAGGGCCUCCCGUUUCGUCCAGAGGACGGAAAACACAUCGCGUUCUCUCUCCAUGCGGAGACAAAGCAGGUGGGCUCUUGUCCCGCCUUGGGGCCGGGGCCGAGCGUCCGAAGCGACGCUCCACAGCUCGACCAGUCUGCGCCUCAAGUGGCUCCGCCACAGGCCUUAACGUCCGCUGCCGGGGGCCUCCUCUCUGCUUCUCGCCCCGAGCCAUCUCAGCCCGCUUCCUUCGAGAAGGCCCUCGCCGACGACGCUGGACUAAGACCGCCCUUCUCUGCUGUGCCCUCAAACUCGAUUCCUUCUCCCUCUACUUCACUUCCCUCGCCCGCGGCGUCGCUUUCGUCUGUUCAAGAUCUUCCUCAUCAGUCGUCGCCUGAGGGCGCAUCUGUCCUCUCGCGCGCGUCGUCGGGCGUCUCAGGCCCCCUCGGACCUGCAGCCGGGGCGAUUGCGUCGCGGACGACUUCGAGCGCCGCGGUGCUUCCGCCAGCUGCAGCAGGCGUUGCAGAGCCUGCCCCCGGGGUUUGUUCGGCGGGUGCGCCGAAGCCCGCGGCGGCCCCCCUGAAGGGCCUGGUCUCGGCGCCGCGGCCGUCGGCGCCUGCGGGGCGGCCGCAUGUGCUCAAGAGUGUCGGAGGCAUGCACGGCGGGAAGAGGGGGCCCUUCGGGACUCCAGGUCUGGGCGGGCUCCAGAGCGGCGCGGCGGUGGGGGCCGCGCGCGCGGGGCCGUCUGGAGCGCAUGCAGAGCGGGCGGGGGUGAGUGGGGAGAAUGCGAUCUUUCGCAAGGCUCACCGGACUCCCGCGGAGGCAAUCGUCGCCCACGCCGUCUCCGCGGCUGCGGCCGUGGAGCGCCAGGGCCUCGGGUGGCCGGCACUGGGCCUGUUCUCCCCAGGAGCGGCGCGCGGCGUCGAGAAGGCCGAGCGCGAUGAUGAGGACCGAAAGGCCUGUGUCGCGGCCUUCGAGACCGAACUCCCUCCGAUGGAGUGGCUUCCGUCCAUUUCGCACUUGCUGCAUGUUUUUGAUUACAUUUCGCCGCCGAUUCUACAAAAGUGUCUCGGCGAAGAGGAAGCCUCUCUCGCCGGGAAACCCCACGGUGAAGACAGUGUGACGGCCGCGAAACCUGCAACCUCUCGGCCUGACGAGGCCGCGCCCCUGCCGCCCGCGGGUGUGCUGUCUCAGUCCAAAAGCAAGGGGACGCCUGAGAAGCCCGAAGGGCCUGCAGUCCCCGCAGUUGUCUCCGCGUGUGGCUCGCUCCCGCCCGCCUUUCCGCCGCCUGUCUCCGAGCUGCUGGGCCCCCCGCCGCCGCCCACGGGCGGCUUAGGACGAGGGCCCUUCCCGCCGGCGAGUACCCUCGCUCCCUCAGCUCUUCUUGCCGGCGCAGUCGAUCCCGGAAGUCUCUUCUCAAAGAGUCGCCCCCGCGGCCUGGCCUCGAAGCGCCCCCACAUCCACACGCUUCUCCACCCACGCGGCUGGAGACAUCGGGGCCUGGAGAGGGACGACGCAGUCCGAGGCCGCGGCCUGUUGCCUGCGAAAGCCUUCCCCGCAACGAGUGCAUGCGCAAACGAGCCGGACCCGCCAGCUAGCCAUGGACGGGGCAAUCCGCAGACGGGUGUAAAUCCGAGAGGCACGCACCCGGGUGAAGCGCCUUUCCAGCGGUCAAUCGUUCCGCCGGACAGACGCCUGACAGUCGUGAGCCUCGACCUAAAGCGGGCGUGUGGCGCUGCGCUCUUCGAUUUGCUCCGCCAGAUACUGGAGAGGGACGCGGAUAUCGAGCCGGUGGAGAAAGGCGAGCAGGCAGAGAAAACUCAGCAGGGGGCUGGGGCUCCGACGACGCCUGACACGGAGGCCGCUCAGAAGAGCGAGCGCGGAGAAAAAGGCUCUCAGUCAAACUUUGCGGGGCCCGAGGGAGAGGCGGAAAACGGAGAAGGGAGGCCUGCAGGAGAAGCAGGCGACGCAUCGACGCGGCUCGGCCCCGGGAGACCAGAGCGACCGGCGGCGGCGGGGCUGGCGGGGGACGCCAGGGCGAAUGCAUGCGCUGGGAAGGGGCGUGCUGGUCUUCCGUCCCCAGAGGAAAUGCUGUGGAAUCUGGCCGACUGGCACGAAGCCGUCGACGCGCUCUGCGUCGCCUGGCUAGCGGACGCAAGUCUCCCCCCUGUUCUCUCUCUUCCACAAAUCCCCGCUUUUUCGCCUUCUCCAUCUUUUCUGUCGUCAUUGCCGAACUCUCUUUCUCCGUAUUUGCUGCGGCAGCCUGUGUCCUGUCUCUCUAAUCGGAGAAGGCGGGCCGACACCAGUCUCUCUGGGACGCGCGCAGGAGACUGCGCCCGUGCAGAGUCGGGCCCUGUGUCCGAGGCGGGGUCUCCGAGGCCGGAAGAGGAAGGUUCACAGACAGAGGGGACUGUGGUUGCUGUGACAGGGGCGCAGGCCCAGAGGGAAACCGGCGGGGAGAAGGAGGCCGAGAUGAAGAAAGAAAACGAAGGUGAGAGAAAAGGAGGCAACGAAGACGAGAGAAAGGAAGAUGGGGUUGAUGAAUUAGGAGACUUUCACUGGGUUUUAAGUCUCGCAGAUCUCCUGGCUGCGGAUGUCCGGCGCCAACUCGCGACCGCCGCGGAGCGCGAAAUCGACUUCGCAUGCCUCGUGCAAAUGGCAGACACCCUGCAGAGGGAAGAAGUGGAGCAGAAACAACUAGUUGGGCUGCCGUUGGAGCCGGUGGCGCGCAACGCUGACGCCGGAGACGAUCGGGCCCCGAGUCCCAAGUACCCCGGCAGUGAGGGCAGCGCGGGGCGAGGCGGCAGCACACCGAGCGCAUGUGGAACCGGGCCGACUGAGACUCGUUUGUUUCACCCCAGCUCCCUUUCUGCAGGCGCUUCAGCGUCGCCCUCUCUGUGCUUGUCGUCUGUCUCUUCGCCCGCCUCUGGCGCCUCCGGCUCUUCCUACUCUCCCUCGAACGACGACCCUGCUGCCGCAGGAGCUGCUGCCGCCUUGGCGGCUCCUCAACUUUCGCCUUCUUCUCAGCUGGGCACCCAUGCGAAAGGGCCUUUUCUGGGCGCGUCGUCUGGCCGCUCACUGGCGUCGUUCGCUGCGCCCUCUGCCAGUCUUGCGGCGCUUCUCUCUGCGUUUGCGUGCAUCCUCGAAGUCGAUGUGCAAGAUGCAGAAAGCCAGACGCGCAUUGACGACAGAUUUCACUGGGAUCUCCGCCACGGGGACUCAGCCGUUCUCGCAUACUGCCAGCAGCUGGGCGUCGACUUCGCCCUUCCACCGCGCCUCGUUGCGCUCUACCGCGUCGCCUUCCACAGAGGCGUUGAGCGCCGCAAGCGAGACCUGGUCUCCGAAUAUAAGCCGGAGCUGAAACGCUUCCACUGUGCGCGAGGCCUCGCGCCGCCCUUGGGGACUGUAGCGAAAACUCGCGCGCCCAUGCGAGAGCAACGCUUCGGUGGUGGCCAGCUCUUCUACAGACCUAAUAGGACUUUGUUCGACGAAGGCGGCAGAGCGGGUCUUUCCGGAUCGCUUCUUCUUCCGUGGUCCUCUUACAUCGUGUCCUUUCGCCGGACACAACCUAGCAUUCGGCGUCCCCUUUUUCUUUACCCGCCAGCGAGCUCCGCUUGCACUUUGGUUUCUCUCCUGCCUCACACUGCGCUCGAGCGUCUGCCGUCUCCGUUUCUCGCUGGCGCUCCUCCCUCUCUUUCCUCGGACUCUCCUUUCCUCGGUCGCGGCCCUCGUGCUGAGGACGGGGCGGCUGGAUCCGGCGACAGCAAACGAGUAUCUCUCUCGCAAGAAGCGGACAAAGAACAGAGACGGUCUCUGCUCUUCGACAGAGACGGAGAGCGACUCAGCGACAGCUCUGCACACGCUCACGACGUCGCGGACUUCGGCCCUCUGGUUUUCAGAGGCCCCGCUGCCGCUUCGUGGCCUGGCAGAAGAGCCGGUCACAAACGAAGAAGAAGGUGAAGAAGCAUCAUUUUCACGUCUCAAAAGUGUCUUUUAUCAACCCAGGAGAUGACGUUAAACGCAAUGGUGCACUUGCGUGCUGACGCGUCUUCCGGAUCGAAACGCUCCUUCCCUGUCUCCUGGCAACAAGGGGUUCGAAGGCGCGGCCCUCUUUGUUCACCCGAGUUUUAGUACAGAGUGCAUUAUGUCUCUGUGUUUAAUUUUGCGUUUCGUACGCCAUUGCGGUUUUCCGUGGACACGCGGCUGCCUGUUGAGCGCAUCUCUGUCGCUGAGGCCCGGCGGCUUUGCCAGGCGUGCUCGUCCGAAAACGAAAAUGACAAUUGUUUUCAGUGGGCUUCCGAAAGCUGCCUGCCACGCUCAUCUCCUGUCACCCCG